Messenger RNA from Peromyscus eremicus (cactus mouse), 1200 nucleotides. It is a transcript of the gene Mrps7, whose product is annotated as mitochondrial ribosomal protein S7. Gene Ontology annotation, cellular component: ribosome. Gene Ontology annotation, biological process: ribosomal small subunit assembly; translation. The coding region runs from base 216 to 944 and encodes 242 amino acids. The record is from RefSeq and is a predicted model, not a curated record. The transcript has 5 exons. Gene Ontology annotation, molecular function: structural constituent of ribosome; rRNA binding; mRNA binding. Lineage: Eukaryota; Metazoa; Chordata; Mammalia; Rodentia; Cricetidae.
UGCAUGGGGGCCUGAGAGAGUUGAGAGCUGCCGCCGACAGGCGCGCCGGACUGUGUCGAAUAUCGGGCGGACGGGAGUAUUCUCUUGCUUCUUCCUCGGAGGGAAACUCUGACGUAAAACCCACUCUUGAAUAAACGGUGCAAUUUCUCAUCCGUAUUCUGUCACUCACUCAGGCGCGCUGUGGACCGUCCUCUGGGGUCCUUUAGCGGGCCAAGAUGGCUGCCCCCGCACUGCAGGCAGCGCGCCGGUGGUCGGGGCUGGCCUUGGGAGUGAGGCUUGCUGUGUGGAACCUUCCAGGGAUAAUUCAGGUGAGGUGCAGCCGCUAUGCCCCUGAAUUCAGGGAUCCCUUGAUUGACAAGGAAUACUACCGCAAACCUGUGGCGGAACUCACCGAAGAGGAGAAAUAUGACCAAGAGCUCAAGAAAACCCAGCUCAUCAAAGCUGCUGCCGCAGCCGCGACCAGCUCGGUGUUUGCAGACCCUGUCAUCAGCAAAUUCACCAACAUGAUAAUGAAAGGCGGCAACAAAGUACUGGCCAGAUCCCUCAUGGCCCAGACUCUGGAAGCUGUGAAGAGGAAACAGUUUGAGAAGUACCGUGCUGCCUCUGCAGAGGAACAGGCCACCAUUGAACGUAACCCCUACAGGAUCUUCCACCAGGCACUGAAAAACUGUGAACCUGUGAUUGGGCUGAUGUCUAUCCUCAAAGGAGGCCAUUUCUACCAGGUCCCCGUACCUCUAACUGACCGCCGGCGCCGCUUCCUGGCCAUGAAGUGGAUGAUCACAGAGUGCCGAGAGAAUAAGCCACGGCGGACGCUGCUGCCGGAGAAGCUGUCAGAAGAGCUGCUGGAGGCUUUUCAUAACAGGGGUCCCGUGGUCAAGAGGAAGCACAACAUGCACAAGAUGGCGGAGGCCAACCGUGCCCUGGCCCACUACCGCUGGUGGUAGUGGGCACGGAGGGGUGGGAGACGUCACCUGAGGGGCUGGACAGAUGGCUGCUCUUCCAGAGGUCCAGAGUUCGAUUCCCAGCACCCACUUGGUGGCUCACUAACCUUCUGUAACUCUGGUUCCAGAGAAUUUGACAUCUUUUCUGACCAAUGUGGGCACCAGGAAUGUUCAUAGUACUCAGACAUACAUGCAGGGAAAAUGUCUGUACAUAUACUACUACUACUACUAAAGUAAUAAAUGACUUGAGUUACUGGAA